This is a messenger RNA of Coniosporium apollinis CBS 100218, 2406 nucleotides long. RefSeq lists its product as uncharacterized. The coding region runs from base 1 to 2406 and encodes 801 amino acids. Gene Ontology annotation, cellular component: nucleus. The record is from RefSeq and is a predicted model, not a curated record. The transcript has 4 exons. Gene Ontology annotation, biological process: triglyceride biosynthetic process; fatty acid catabolic process. Gene Ontology annotation, molecular function: phosphatidate phosphatase activity. NCBI's taxonomy places the organism in Eukaryota, Fungi, Ascomycota, Dothideomycetes.
AUGCAGUACGUGCGAUCGAUAUCCGGCUCGGUAUCCAAGACAUGGAGCUCCAUCAACCCGGCAACUCUCAGCGGCGCAAUCGACGUGAUCGUCGUCGAGCACGAAGACGGCUCGCUGGCAUGCUCCCCCUUCCACGUCCGCUUCGGCAAGUUCUCCCUGCUACGGCCAUACGAGAAGAAGGUCGAGUUCCGCGUCAACGAUGAGAAGAAGGACCAUGCCAUGAAGCUCGGGGAAGGCGGGGAGGCUUUCUUCGUCUUCGAGACGUCCGAGAGCAUUCCCGAAGACAUGCAGACGUCUCCGCUCGUUUCGCCAGCUGCGAGCCCAGAAGCAAGGCCUGUGGAGGCCACCACACCCAACUCCGAACUACCUGAGCCAGAGGCGCUGGAUUUGGCGAGCACGAGCCCAAUGGAAAGACGGCAGCAACCACCCCGACCUGGCUCCCCGACCGACGCGGAACGCCCCAAGUCAGGCGACUGGUCAGGCCAGAUCCCAGACGUGCCUACCCGACCUGCGACGCUUACGCACGCCAACACGGCCGAAGCACUACUACCGUCAGCCAAAGGAGCUUUCCUGCGAGCACUUCGCGAACAGACCGCACCACCGCAGCUCGAUGGAGGCUCCGCCCAAGCACUCAGAACCCGGCGAGAUCGCUCGAGCAGUCCACCACCACUCUCAACGAGCGAGGCUGUCACACGGGCCAUCAGCCUCUCGAAAAAGCUAUGGACGUCGAAUAUACCCACUCAAGUAACAGACAAGGGCGACCUCAUGCUCGACAUGACAGGCUACAAGAGCAGCGAAGAAGAAUCACUGCGCGCCGAGGCUAUCGCAAGGCAGAUACUGUCGGAAGAGCUGGAAGGCAACUACGACAUCGGAGCAUUAAUUGGCGUGGAUGAGAAAGGCAACGUCUGGAUAUACAGCAGCGAGGAAGCGAAAGAGGCCGCCGCACGCAAGGCCUCUCUCCACGGUAUGAAUGGCGAGGCUAUGAAGAGCAUGGAUGCUGUGUCGGAUCCAGGAUACGCCAGCGACGACAACCGAAGCGAGGCCAGCGAUACUACGGCCAUGCACAUACAGCGCGACUCGAAAGGCGCAGUGGGCUUGCCUACGCCUCCAAAAUCUCCAGACGCUUCAGCCGCGGCCGGCGAUCCGAAUCGCAACUAUGCGAAAACGCUCAGACUCACGAGCGAUCAGCUGAAGGCGUUGAAUCUGAAGCCUGGCCAGAAUUCCAUGAGCUUUAGCGUUAAUCGCGCGACAUGCCACGCUUGCAUGUACCUGUGGCGGCACGACGUGCCUAUUGUGAUAUCGGACAUUGAUGGAACUAUCACGAAAUCCGACGCCCUAGGGCACGUCCUCAACAUGAUCGGCCGCGACUGGACCCACCUCGGCGUCGCAAAACUCUACACCGACAUCGUCGCCAACGGCUACAACAUCUUCUACCUAACCUCCCGCUCCGUCGGGCAGGCUGACACCACGCGCGCGUACCUCAACGGCGUCGUGCAGGACGGCUACAGGCUCCCAAAGGGCCCCGUAAUCAUGAGCCCGGACCGCACGAUCGCCGCGCUGCGUCGGGAGAUCUAUCUGAGGAAGCCCGAGGUGUUCAAGAUGAGCUGUCUGAGGGAUAUCAUGAAUUUGUUUUCGGGGUCCAAGACGGCGAGCACGCCGUUCUACGCCGGGUUUGGGAAUAGGCUUACGGACGCGCUGUCCUACCGCUCUGUGAACAUCCCGAAGACGAGGAUCUUUACCAUCAACUCGAACGCAGAGGUCACUCUAGCCCUCGAAUCCCUAAACCAUUACAAAACAGGCUACACCAGCAUGCGCGAGAUCGUCGACCACGUCUUCCCGCCCACGAGCCUACUCCUCGCGGCCGGCGGCGAGGACUUCACCGACUUCAACUACUGGCGCGAGAAGCCGCUUGAGAUCGACGAAUUCAGCGACAGCGAUGAGGACGAAGAGGAUGAGGAGGCGCGGCGACGGGAUGCUGCUCGCAGGAGUCUGCGGUCGGAGGAUGAGGGGGAUGAGGGCGGAGAGGAGAUGGGGGACAGCUAUUUCUCGCAGCGCGAGUCGAUUGACGAGGAGGGUGCCGCACUUGGAGACUCAAUCCUCGAGAGCGUAGAGGGGGAUGAUGCGCCUCACGGCCAGGAAGACGAGGACGAUGCGGAUGAGGAAGAGGUCGACGACUACGAUGACGAUGAUGUUACGCCUGGUCCGGAAACGGAUAUGGACCUGCCGUCGCCGAUUGAUGAGAGGCGUAUGGUCUUUCCGGACUUGUCGCAGCGGGUUGAUGCGCUGGACCUCUCGAGUGCGACGACGCCGCCGAAGAGGAGUGUGGAUGUCAGGGAGGACUUGAAGGAUCUGGCGCAUGCGCUCAAUACGCCGAAGAGCGCGGAGAAGUUGAAGGGACGCAGUUGA